Messenger RNA from Homarus americanus (American lobster), 2488 nucleotides. RefSeq lists its product as uncharacterized. Gene Ontology annotation, molecular function: metal ion binding; peptidyl-prolyl cis-trans isomerase activity. The coding region runs from base 263 to 2212 and encodes 649 amino acids. Gene Ontology annotation, biological process: protein peptidyl-prolyl isomerization. The record is from RefSeq and is a predicted model, not a curated record. Lineage: Eukaryota; Metazoa; Arthropoda; Malacostraca; Decapoda; Nephropidae. The transcript is spliced from 5 exons.
GCAGACUGUACAUGUGUUGAUCAGGAUAGACUGGCUGACUGGCUCCUUGGGGCGGACUCUUUCACCUACUUCCUCAGGCCUCAUUCACUGAGUCACCAUUCACGCACUUCGUCGUCGUGGUUUCAAGUCAUUCUCGUGAUAAAGUACUUUAUUAUUGAGUGAUACGCGGAAAGAAAAACACGGUACUGUGGCUGAAGCACGUGUGGGGCUCAGGAAAAUAGCACUUCCAUAACUUCGUAAAAUUCCCAUAAGUUAGGUAACAAUGGCCAAAAAUAAGAAGAAAAAGAAGGGUCAGAGAAAUCAAGAAAAUUUUGGUAAUUCUGGUGGCCAUGAACAAGCAACGGCAAACAGUGGACAUCACACCACUCAUAGUACACAACCUCCAUCUCUUUCCAAACCACAGGAAGUGAGUCAUGGUGAUUUGGGUUCAAGAGGAAACAGCAGAAAUUAUGAGCAAGGUGGUAAUCAACAUCAUAAUCAGAAUAAUCCUCGACCAAAUCAAGGUGCUUGUUGCCGCCAAGAAUAUACUCCAGGGUAUCACCACAAUGAUUAUUGGCACGACAGUUACGGAAAAUCUAGUUCUAAAGAAAACAGACAGAAAGGUAAUAACAGUGGGCACUUCCAUGGUCAGCAUUAUGUGGGUGCCAGCUCUGAGCCAGUUACAGCAAAGGAAUAUACUAAAACACAAAAUAUGAAGUGUGAUGUGUGUGAUACAAGCUACCUCACUGAAGGUCAUAGACCAAGGGCCCUGCCUUGUGGCCAUUCUGUCUGUACAUCUUGUAUUAAAAAUCUAAUCAAGGGGAAAAUGGUAACCUGCCCUCAAUGCCGCUAUAAGGUCCAGGGGGUACAGACUGCUGAAGAGAUACCCGCAAACUUUGCACUGAUACAUAUGCUUGAGGAAAAUGCAAGAGCUUCACGAGAAAGAGGGCAGCCUUCUGGAAGUCAUUCAUCAAGUGUUACUGGAGCUAUUAACAGGACUUCCUCUCAUCCCAAACAAAAAGAAUGUUCCCCCCAUUCAAGUAAAUGUCUUGAGGCUGGGGCAGAUAUAGCAAGUCACUGUGCCUUUUGUCAGGUUUGGCUGUGUAUGGAAUGUUGCAGAAUUGAUCAUCGAGGAAUAGAAUGUCUUAUUACUCCUUUUAAAGAAACAUUAUCUGAAAUGAAACAAGCCAAGAAAAACAAGGCUGAAGUUGCCCGCAAAAACUUAAAGGAAUCCUGGGGUGAAAUAAAAAAUUAUAGUGAUAAAUUGGAGUCCUGCUCAGCAACAGUACAAAUUACUCUUGAUUGUAUUAAAAUGGAGCAAAAACGUCUUGAAAAAGUUUUGUCAGACGGUCAUCUAGCAGAAGCACUUUUACAAUCAGUUACAGAGGACUUGUCAGAAAUGAAAACUGUAAAUGAUGCAUUAAAAGUUUUCCAUGAUAUUGACGGUUCGAUCAGUAACACUCGACAGUGGGUGUCAAGUUCUGACUCUGCUCACUUGAGUGAUAGAGCGAAUAAAUUAUCAAAGGAACAACUUCACACUAUAGUGUUGCUGCACUCCACCUCAUUUGGAAGUGCGUCAACAAGUGGAGUCCUUGCUGUAUGUACUAGAAAGGAGAACCAAGUUUAUUCUGAAUUAGGAUGUGAUGGUGACCGCAUUCUUCUACAUUCUCUAAAGCAAUUUACUCCUCCUUCAGGGACUCGGGCUAUACCGCUACAAGCUGCCAUGUUAUGCAUCGACUCUGCCUCAGCUUUAACAUUCCUGGACCUUUCUUGGGGUGGUUCACAUUUUGGUCGAGUAUUCAUCCGAUUAAUGGGUGACACAGUGAGGGGCCAGCAGUUCCUGAAGCUGUGUACUGGGGAGAUGGGACCUACCUUCCGCAAUUCCCAUUUCCACCGUGUUUGGUGGAAGGGCCUUCCAGGUGAACAUGUCUGGGGAGGUGACUAUGACCAAGGAGAUGGUAGUGGAGGAACUUCAUUAAAAAUAGAGGCCAAAUAUCAUGACAAAUCAAGAGAAAAUAGGAGGUUACCCAUCAGUGCAGGACUAGUGGCUGGAAGCUAUGAAAGGGAAAAGGCAAGUUCUCUUUUCCGCAUAUACACCAAGGAUGAUGCAAGCGUUAUAGAAGAGGCAGCAUUUGGUCGUGUAGAAUAUGGACUUCACUUCAUUGAUUCUGUUAUAAACCAUAACAAUAUUAGAGAUGUGAAGAUCUGUGACUGUGGUGUAGUCAUUGAGUAAUGGAAGGUUAUUAUUUAGGUGGUAGUAGUAGUAAUAGUGAUAUAUAAACAAGGUUAUAUCUUUUAUAUACAAUGUUGAGAUCAGUUGCAUUGUUGGAAGCAAGUCUUAGUAAUGAAAGGAAAAUUUACACAUUAUUUACUACUAGAUUAACUUGAUUUGACAGGAUUGCUGACACUGAAUUCCAGAAGCAAUUUUUUUUAAUGAGGAAUAGCCCACAACAGAGCCUGGGGGAGGGGAGGAAAAAAAAAAAUAAAAAACAAUAAUAAUAAAAAAAAA